GUGAAUAACAUCAAUGUCCUUACGUCAGUCUGUGGGUGUGUCUGUAUUGGUGAGGGGUAUUAUCUCGUCAGUGGAUGUACAGCAGAUGGAGAACUGGAGAUACUACAGUCUAGGAGAUAGCACUUGUAAGGCCCUGAUAACAGCUGUCUGUUGAGCAACACGGAGGCACGCCAAGAUAACAGACAACCAAAUUGUUUAAAAUCGACUCACGUUCAGCUUGUUAGUGCGACAGAUUCGGCUUGGAAACAUUAACUUCCUCAGCAUAAUUUAUAGCGAACAAACUACAAACGACUUUAUUAUUCCUACUUUGGUAAAACUUAAGUACACGGGCAUGGACUCGCCUGAGAAGACCAGUGUGAGGAACUUCCUGCUUCAGUAUCUGGAGGAUCGAAACUACACCCACCUCCUGCAGUGGGUGAAGAAGGAAGAGUCUUCUUUCAGGGUCUUGUGGCUUCAUGCAGGUCGGGCCACUUUCGACAGAGAGAGACACCAGGCUCUGUUCUACGCCUAUCGGGAAUACAGGGGUCUCCCAGGCCGUAAGAGCUUGGAGGACCCAAAACAGUGCUUCGGGAUGGCCCUUAAGAAGUCGCCGUCAGUAAGGCUUCUGUCCAAGGAACCUGACGACGACUGGAGGCACUACCAAUUUACCAGCCAGGGGGCCUCUCAGGACUACCCUGGUAUAACAGCUUCACUUAGGAAGAACUUGAUCAAGAAGUCUCUUAGAUGCCAAAGUCUAGACGCAAAUCAAGUAUUAGAUUUCAACAACAAUAUGAAGAACACUCCACAAUCCAUCCAACCUUCCACUCCAAACACUCCACAAUCCAUCCAACCUCCCACUCCAAACACUCCACAAUCCAUCCAGCCUUCCAUUCCGAACACUCCACAACCUAUCCAGCCUUCCACACAGCCUUACCGAGACCAACCACAGUACUAUCCACAUUUUUCUCAACACCAACGCCUAAGACAACAAGUGGGGAUACGCCGAUGGUCCCUACCCAACCAACAGCUGUCAUCUUCAAGUGUACACCCUGCAGAGAAUCCCCAACAGCAGCUUCAGAAUCACCAACAGCAGCUUCAGAAUCCCCAACAACAGUUCCAAAAUCCCCAACAGCAGGUUCAGAAUCACCAACAGCAGGUUCAGAAUCACCAACAGCAGCUUCAGAAUCACCAACAGCAGCUUCAGAAUCCCAACAGCAGCUUCAGAAUCCUCAACAGCAGCUUCAGAAUCACCAACAGCAGCUCCCAACAGCAGCUUCAGAAUCCCCAACAACAGUUCCAGAAUCCCCAACAGCAGGUUCAGAAUCCCCAACAGCAGCUUCAGAAUCACCAACAGCAGGUUCAGAAUCCCCAACAACAGUUCCAGAAUCCCCAACAGCAGGUUCAGAAUCACCAACAGCAGGUUCAGAAUCACCAACAGCAGCUUCAGAAUCCCCAACAACAGUUCCAGAAUCCCCAACAGCAGGUUCAGAAUCACCAACAGCAGGUUCAGAAUCACCAACAGCAGCUUCAGAAUCCCCAACAGCAGCUUCAGAAUCCCCAACAGCAGCUUCAGAAUCACCAACAGCAGCUUCAGAAUCCCCAACAGCAGCUUCAGAAUCCCCAACAGCAGGUUCAGAAUCCCCAACAGCAGCUUCAGAAUCCCCAACAGCAGCUUCAGAAUCACCAACAGCAGCUUCAGAAUCCCCAACAGCAGUUCCGGAAUCACCAACAGCAGCUCCAGAAUCCCCAACAGCAGCUUCAGAAUCCUCAACAGCAGUUCCAAAAUCUCCAACAGCAGCACCAGAAUCCCCAACAGCAGCUUCAGAAUCACCAACAGCAGUUCCAGGAUCACCAACAGCAGUUUCAGAAUCACCAACAACAGCAAAAGAAUCCCCAACAGCAAUUCCAAAAUCUCCAACAGCAACACCAGAAUCCCCAACAGUGGCACCAGAACCCCCAACAGCAACCACAGAAUCCCCAACAGCAACACCCGAAUCACCAGCAACAGCACCCGAAUCAUGAGCAACAGUAUCGAAUGUUUCAGCAACCUGCGGUCCUUCAACAACCGAUCUCUUUACCCGUGAAUGUGAAGCCGACGAACAGUGCUUGUACGAGACACCGAGGAAGCUUACCUGAGUCGCAGUGGCCACAUUCGACGUCUCCCAUCACCCAGUACAUCCCAGUCUGUCAACCCAUGCAGACACGAAUGCAGGAGAGCUUACAAGGACAGUCUGUAGCAACAACUACUUUAGGAUGGUCCAGCAGUGUACCUCAGAGCGUGUCUGGAGAAGGUUGCUGGACCUACACCCCUUCUCCAUCUAACAGUCCGUGGUUUCAAUCGCCACAGACUUCGAGCAGCUCUCAGAUGGGUACAGAUGCCGCCCGUUUCUUCAGUUCUAAGAGUACAGAACUCCAGUGGCAUCUAGAAUAAGUGUUGGUUCUUGUAAUUUGUGUUGUGGUCUAUCCAAGGGGGAGAAGACUGCAAGAUGGCGGCGACCACAGAGAGCAAACAAGGACCAUUCAUAUAUUGACUAAGAUGUUUUGUGUUCCUUAGCCAAAUGAAAGCAGCAAAAACAAGCGCGGAGAAGACUUGUGAUGCUGCAGCGGGUAACUAUUAUAGCUCCACAUAUUGACGGCGGAUAAAUACAGACGUUGUACACCUCAGGGUUGAUUGUACAAAAUAAUGUUAACCAUGAUUUUUUUUUUUCUAUGUAAAUAUUGUAUCUUUAGUAAAUGUUCUUUUUUAAGUGUUUAUCAACUAAGAUCAACGUACCUAUUCACGAAAAGUUCUCUAUUAAAUGAAAAGGGACUGUGGACAAGCAGCUACACAGACACAAAGAUAAAUAUAAAUCACUAGAGCAAAUUAUCUAUCUAUAUUAUAUUAAAUAAGUCCCUUUAACCUAUAGUACAUAAUAAUUAUAAAUAUUUAUUAUGUUUAUUAGUGUAAAUUUAUGAUAAUUGCUGAAGCUUUUAAGUGUUUUCAACUU
Molecule: messenger RNA, 2966 nt
Organism: Homarus americanus (American lobster)
Lineage: Eukaryota; Metazoa; Arthropoda; Malacostraca; Decapoda; Nephropidae
Product: transcription factor SPT20 homolog
Exons: 5
Coding region: 332-2410 (692 amino acids)
Molecular function (GO): transcription cis-regulatory region binding
Source: RefSeq, a predicted model, not a curated record